UCUGUCUUGCCCUUACCACGACGAACACAUAACACCACAUUUGGGCUUGGGGCCUGAGCGUUUAUAGCUGCCUUGACCCCCUAGGGCGCGCGAACUGUAACAAUAGCGCUUCCGCUCCUCAGGCGUCACCAAUGAGCACCGCUCAAAGAGAACAAGUCAAAGCUGAGCACGUUUCUUUAAAUUGUGCCCCCAAAUGGGCCCCAAAACGAAGUUCCCAGGUCACUUCAACACAACCUCCUGACAUUUAAAUGUCGUUUUCAGAGAAAGACCUCGCUUACAGCUCUUUUGCUCCUAAGUUUUGUUCCGUCAAGUGUGUGCUUGUCUCGCUUGCUUAACCCGGAGGCCCCCGCGGGACCCCAUCAGGGACCUGGUUCCCAAGGCCCCUGGAGGGCGGGGCCGUCACCACAAAGCCCUUUAUUGAGGCCCGGGCGUGACGCGAGGCGUCCCGGCCUGGGGCGCGGCCCGUAGCUCGGGCGCCAGCGGGAAGGAGGCGUGUGCCCGCGGCGCGGGCCCGCUGUUGCGCGCGGCCAUGAGCGCCUAGUCGGGCGCGCGCUCCGCCCUCCGUCCGCGGGGGAACGCAACCCCCGAGACCCGCGAGCGCUGGUAAUCGGGCUCCGGCAGCCACCACCCCCUCCGGCCCCCGAGGCCCCGGCCGACCCGGCAGAGUGAACAGAACACUGCAGUCAUAACUUCAGGCACCUAUGUGAGGAAAUUGGGCUGUGAUAAUUCACCAUGGCUUAUGGCUUGCCAAGAAAGAACACAGUGAAAACCAUAUUGCGGGGCGGUUGUUUUAAAGUACAGGAACCUUGGGAUCUUGCACUGCUUACAAAGACCUGGUACAUGAACCUAGCCAACAUCAAAUUGCCUUUCUUGGAAGAAAUUACAUUUGGUAGUCCUUUUUACCUCCAAAAAAAUAAAACCACUAAGAGUGCUCUGCUCCCUUCUGCAGAAUCCAUCAAACUUGAAAGGGAGUAUGAGAUGAAGCGCUUGAAAAACCUGAAAUGUCAGAAAAUCCUAGCUGAGGAAGUUCAGUUUUCUCUAAGGGAAAGGCAAGUUGGUUUGAGAAGACCCCUUCCAUCUAAGUGACCAUCAUCUCAUAAUUGAAUCUGUACUCUGAGCUUUCCACAUCCAAAGGCAAUGAAGGUCUCCAGCCUUUCACAGUGUGAAGUUUGGUGCAGACAUGAGUACCCACUGGUGGAUGAACCAGCUCCUGUGGGUUGAUGGACAGCUCUGACAGAUCUUCUGUGUUCCUACCACAUACUUGUUCCUUUGUGUCACAAGCAACAACACUACCUUAUUAUGUGGAAAACUCUUAUUUGCAGAAGGGCUAGAGAAUGGGGAACUGAUUAGCUGGAAAAUAUUGGACUUGUGUGAACCAAUUUUCCUAGAAUUUGAAUCCAUUAAGGCACACUUGGAUAUCAAAGUUAUAUUUAAGCACAAUUUAGUGUUUGUUAGAUGAAUCAAAGCAUACUUAGGGGGCCAUAAUACACCCCUGUGGGCCCACAGUUUGACUUCUUAACUAGGGAAUUAUAUCUGGUGGUUGCUGUUUGACAGUAUUUAGAAGCUGUUGUCUGAAUUAUCUUCAGAUACUUUCUUCUACCUAUGAUAUGGUGGCUCACAUGAAGGUCAUUUGUUUUUAGAAGUGUGUCAGUGACCCAUUUGAUUUAGUGAUCCUCAGGCCUGGAAAAAGCUGUCUGUAUGUAGUCUUGAGGAGGUGGAACUGCCACAUUCCUGGUUAGAUUUGCUUAACAAAAUUCAGAUGUGCUUCAUGAAAGAUGCUUAGCGGCCAACCAGAGCCACUCUCAAAGUUUCUUGGCUGAGUGUGUGGGAUUUUCACUAUGUUACCCAGUUGUACCAUGUUUAUCUCCCCUUUUUUCCACAUCUGUUCUCUCCGCCUGUUCUUUCUUCCAUUUGACUAGUUUUUUUCCCCUUUCCACCAAUGUUAUUAUCAUAAAUAUGGCAGCUGAGUUGCUGACUGCUUAAAAUGUGGAAAAUACCACUUUAUAAUUUCUCAACCAAAGACCAGUCUUAGGCAAAAAGUCAGUGUAUUUCUAUUUCUUUAGAAAUCAAAAUCAAUUCAUUGUUUUCUUUAAAAAAUUAAUCACAUCCAGCUGUAUCAACAUAUGUUUUGGACAGUAAUGGGAUUAAUUGCAUGUUUAUUUUUGUAGUUCACAUCCCAUGGAGUAGUUUGUAUACUUUCCCUUUUAGGGUCACUGUUACUAAUUCAUCUAGACUGGAGAUAACACCUCAAAUAGUUUCUUUGAAAACUAGAAAUAUUUUU
Prionailurus viverrinus (fishing cat) is the source of this 2281-nucleotide messenger RNA. It is a transcript of the gene CB1H4orf36, whose product is annotated as chromosome B1 C4orf36 homolog. The record is from RefSeq and is a predicted model, not a curated record. Bases 733 to 1086 code for a protein of 117 amino acids. The transcript has 5 exons. Lineage: Eukaryota; Metazoa; Chordata; Mammalia; Carnivora; Felidae.